Perca fluviatilis (European perch) is the source of this 701-nucleotide messenger RNA. Its product is annotated as alpha-2-macroglobulin-like protein 1. The transcript has 5 exons. The coding region runs from base 1 to 693 and encodes 230 amino acids. The record is from RefSeq and is a predicted model, not a curated record. Lineage: Eukaryota; Metazoa; Chordata; Actinopteri; Perciformes; Percidae.
AUGAAAACACAGAAUUAUCCUUUAAAGCUACCCUUCAUCUGUGACUACGACAGUGUAAGCAGCAGCAGCUUUGACAUGGAUCCUGUGAAUGCUAGCUUGUCUUGCCUCAAGGAGUCCAUCAGUGACCUCAGCAACACCUACACCACAGCUCUGCUGGCGUACGUCUUCACCCUGGCAGGAGACAUGGAGACCCGUGCUCACCUACUGAUUCACCUAGACACUAUUGCAUUACAAGAAGGAGGUUUCCUCCACUGGUCUCAGACAGCAACAGAAACGUCAGCCUCUCUGUCUGUGGAGAUCAGCUCCUAUGUGCUGCUGGCUAAACUCAGUGCCUCUCCGACUGUUGAAGACCUGGUCUACGCCAGCCGCAUCGUUAGAUGCUUGACUAGCCAGCAGAACUAUUUUGGAGGAUUCUCCUCCACACAGGACACCGUGGUGGCUCUUCAGGCUCUGGCUCUCUGCUCCACUCUGGUGUUCAGUCCAGAGGGUUCAAGCACAGUGACGGUCCAGUCUCCCAGUGGCCAGCUGAUGUUUGAUGUGAAUCAGAACAACAAACUGCUCUACCAGGAGAAGCAGCUGCAGGACGUGACAGGAAACUACAGCCUGGAGGUGAAGGGCACUGCAUGUGCAGCAAUACAGCUUUCUCUUGUCUAUAACAUCCCAACUCCUGCUGAUGUUACCACUCUGUGUUGAGGUCAAAC